Messenger RNA from Diorhabda carinulata, 1028 nucleotides. It is a transcript of the gene eve, whose product is annotated as segmentation protein even-skipped. Lineage: Eukaryota; Metazoa; Arthropoda; Insecta; Coleoptera; Chrysomelidae. The record is from RefSeq and is a predicted model, not a curated record. Gene Ontology annotation, biological process: regulation of transcription by RNA polymerase II. Gene Ontology annotation, cellular component: nucleus. Gene Ontology annotation, molecular function: RNA polymerase II cis-regulatory region sequence-specific DNA binding; DNA-binding transcription factor activity, RNA polymerase II-specific. The transcript is spliced from 3 exons. The coding region runs from base 20 to 841 and encodes 273 amino acids.
UUUUCAACAAAAAAAAAAAAUGUAUCAUCAAAAUAAUUCUAAGAAUUCUGGUGUAGUGCUCGAUGUUAUGCCUCAGCAUUACAGCAUUCAUCAUAGUCAGAGCAGUCCGUCGCAAUCGCCUAAUCAACUAUACAAGGAUCCGUCUAGUCCUAACGCGGAAUUGAAGGCUGCCACUUCGACGAGUCCUUCAUGUGUAAACGACCCUAAUAUAAGAAGGUACAGGACCGCUUUCACCAGGGAACAACUGGCUAGGUUGGAAAAAGAAUUUUAUAAAGAAAAUUAUGUUUCUAGACCUAGGAGGUGCGAGUUGGCUGCUCAAUUGAACUUGCCCGAAAGUACGAUCAAGGUCUGGUUUCAAAACAGAAGAAUGAAAGACAAACGUCAAAGGAUGGCUAUAGCGUGGCCGUACGCGGCGGUUUACACAGAUCCGGCUUUCGCGGCGUCCCUCCUACAAGCCGCCGCUUCAACUCUGCCUCUGCAUUACCCGCCGCCGCCUCCCCUUUACACCCCGCAUUAUCCCCGUUAUCCCCAUUAUCCCGGUUUCGGCGUGCCGACUUUAACCAAUCACCACGUGCAACAAAAUAUGGGUUUAGCCGCUUCUCCGAUCGCCCCCGGUAUACAUCAACCGGCGGGUUUGAAUUUGAAUUUAAAUUUCGAUUUUCCUCACGCUUAUCAACGGGAACAGCCCAAAAUGUCGCCCGAUUCGCCGGUACGUUCGGAAAUUAGUCUGAGUCCUCCUAUACAAGAUGGCGGACUACUUAUAGCCGCGUCGAAAAUGUCUCCCGCGACUCAAGUGAGCGAGAAACCGAAACUGUUUAAACCUUACAAAUCAGAAUUGUGAAUAAUUUUUUGUUUUUGAGUUUUUAUGUGGAUUUCGUUUGGUACUAGAUACGGGGUUUUCAGUUUAAUUAAAUUUGAGGUAGCUGUCGAAAAUACCCUGUAUAUAACGUGGUUUAUAGACGCGCGAUAUUUAAUUUGUGUACAGGAUGUUUAAAAUAAAUGUGAUGUAAAUAAUUUGUAUAUAGAUG